ACUGCAGGCCUUUUUCUGGCAGAUAUAGGGUUACAGCCGGUGGUGCUGAUGCUGCUGCUGGUUCCUGAUUGGCUGCAACCAGGAGAUGCUGCAUCCAGAGGCAGAGAGGCAGCAGCUCCACCAGGGACCAGCAGCACAGCCUCCUCUGCACACCGUCCAGGAGCACCCUGCACCCAGCCUGAGGCACCCACACUCGACAUUGGGCCUGAGAGAGCAAAUAGCCCCCUCACCCCAGUAACCACUGCUGAGAAAGAGAAAAGGGCAUCAACGACGCCAUCUUUACAUUGACGGAGCUGAGGGGGAGCACAGGAGACUGCAUCUUAUUUAACCCCCCUCCCUCAGCAGAUUCCCUACAUCAAGAAGUGGGAGGAGGGAAGACCUGCAGGAAUAAUGCUCAGGAAAUCAGUAUUUUUUUUAAGGAAAUAAGGGCAGAUUUUGGUAUUUUUUGUGGUGAUUUUUUUUUUUAUUGGAUUUUAUAACACAGAAUAUUCUGCCUUUACCACCUCCCCCAUUGGCCACAUUUGCUAUCUGCCUUUAUGUUUUUAUUUUUGCCAAUGUUUUGCUAUAUUGUGGGCAUUAGCCAUCUCAUCUAAGGUACAUUUUUGGCACUGAUCAGGUGUUUAACCUUUUUUUUCACUGGAGUGUAUUGUGAGCAGUGCCUGGGUACGUGGCCCUGUAAGAAAAAUCUGAGAUACCAGCAGAUUAAUACAGCCUUACAGUAUUUUGGGGCAUUUUCUGUGCUGAGGAGGUGGAUUUUGGUACUGGAUUGGUCUGUGGUUACGCUUAUUCUUUUUGGAGUCGGAUCCUAUGAUGCACAAACACCAUCAUUGCUGCAAGUGUCCUGAGUGUUACGAGGCAUCUCGCAUGUCUGCUCUGCGCAGGAUGGAACCCCCAACAUAUGGAGAGUGGCAGCAUGAGCAGUAUGGGGGUGGCUACGGAGGUUAUAGCUCUCAAACCCUCCCGUCACAACCUGCUGUCACCCCAACGGCUCGCGGAAAAGCCAAGCUUGUCCCAGCCACACGUGAAAAUCUUACCCCAACCUUGAAAGGCCCCCCCAAAAGUGCCACCCCAAAAAUGAAUGGUAAUAGCCCCAAUUGGUGGCCAGAGUGUACUUGCACCAACCGUGACUGGUAUGAGCAGGCUGGUGCUGCACCUAUGCUGGUGAACGCAGACUGUCUGGACCCAGGAUCUUCGGUAAAUGGUAGCGAUGCUUUAUACAAAUACGAAGAGAUUGUAUUAGAGAGGGGAAACUCAGGCUUGGGCUUCAGCAUUGCUGGAGGGAUUGAUAAUCCGCACGUUCCUGAUGAUCCUGGAAUAUUCAUCACAAAAAUAAUUCCUGGAGGAGCUGCAGCAAUGGAUGGGAGAUUAGGGGUGACCGACUGUGUCCUUCGUGUCAAUGACGUGGAUGUAACGGAGGUUGUGCAUAGUAAAGCAGUGGAGGCUCUGAAGGAGGCAGGCCCCGUAGUGAGGCUUUUAGUCCGGCGCAGGCAGAGUCCUCCGGAGACCAUCGUGGAGGUUAAUCUUCUUAAAGGACCUAAAGGGCUGGGGUUCAGUAUUGCUGGAGGUAUUGGGAACCAGCACAUUCCAGGGGACAACAGCAUCUACAUUACUAAGAUUAUUGAGGGGGGAGCAGCACAGAAAGAUGGAAGACUGCAGAUUGGAGACAGGCUUUUGGCAGUGAAUAACACUAACCUGCAGGAUGUCAGACAUGAAGAGGCUGUGGCUGCACUGAAGAAUACCUCCGAUAUGGUUUAUCUCAAAGUAGCUAAACCUGGACCUGUUCACCUCAAUGAGAUUUAUGCUCCCCCUGACUAUUCCAGCACUUUCACUGUUGAUAACCACAUAAGCCAUAACUCCACUCUGGGCGGAUACCUGAGCAGUGUGGAGAGUAAAUCCCCUUACCAACCACCUCAAGUCACCCCAUCCAGAUUCUCACCUGUCCCUCGACACAUGCUGGGGGAAGAAGAUUUCACCAGGGAACCACGCAAGAUCAUUCUACACAAAGGCUCCACAGGGCUGGGCUUUAACAUUGUUGGUGGAGAGGAUGGAGAAGGAAUCUUUGUAUCAUUUAUUCUUGCUGGGGGACCAGCAGACCUUAGUGGGGAGUUGCGACGUGGCGACCGCAUCCUAUCUGUUAAUGGAGUGAAUCUACGCAGUGCAACACAUGAACAAGCUGCUGCAGCGCUCAAACGGGCAGGACAGACCGUUACAAUUGUAGCACAGUACCGACCUGAAGAGUACAGUCGGUUUGAGUCAAAGAUCCAUGACUUGCGAGAGCAAAUGAUGAACAGCAGCAUGAGCUCUGGAUCCGGGUCAUUGCGCACCAGUGAGAAAAGAUCUCUCUACGUCAGGGCUUUGUUUGACUAUGAUCGAUCUCGGGACAGCUGCCUACCAAGCCAGGGGCUGAGCUUCUCUUAUGGGGAUAUUCUUCAUGUUAUCAAUGCCUCUGAUGAUGAAUGGUGGCAGGCAAGACUUGUCACUCCACAUGGGGAAAGUGAACAAAUCGGGGUUAUCCCCAGCAAAAAGAGGGUUGAGAAAAAAGAGAGAGCGCGACUGAAAACGGUCAAAUUCCAUGGACGCUCUGGCAUGGAGUCUAACAGAUCUAUCAAAUCCAAGCGUAAAAAGAGUUUUCGACUGUCUCGCAAGUUUCCGUUUUACAAGAGUCUUGUUCAAGAGACCAGCAAUGCACAGGCUGUGACAUCGAAUACCAGUGACAGUGAGAGCAGCUCCAAGGGACAAGAAGACACUAUCCUGUCAUAUGAGCCAGUGACCCGACAAGAGAUUCAUUAUUCUAGACCAGUCAUCAUCUUGGGUCCCCUGAAGGACAGAGUAAAUGAUGAUCUUAUCUCUGAAUUUCCUCACAAAUUCGGUUCCUGUGUUCCACACACUACACGACCACGAAGGGAGACGGAGCUUGACGGUCAGGACUAUCAUUUUGUUUCUUCUCGGGAGCAGAUGGAGAAAGACAUUCAGGAAAACAAAUUCAUAGAGGCUGGUCAGUUUAAUGACAAUCUCUAUGGGACUAGUAUUCAGUCUGUACGUGCAGUAGCUGAAAGGGGAAAACACUGCAUUCUCGAUGUAUCUGGCAAUGCAAUCAAACGAUUGCAACAAGCACAACUAUUCCCCAUCGCUAUUUUUAUCAAACCAAAAUCAGUAGAAGCACUCAUGGAAAUGAAUCGGAGGCAAACAUUUGAGCAAGCUCACAAGAUGUUUGAUAAAGCCACCAAGCUGGAGCAGGAGUUUGGAGAAUUUUUCACAGCCAUCGUACAGGGUGAGUCGCUGGAAGAAAUUUAUAACAAGAUCAAGCAGAUAAUUGAGGAUCAUUCUGGACAUCAUAUCUGGGUGCCAUCCCCUGAAAAACUCUAAAUACUUUACUGAACUGCUGUCUACCCUCUACGAUCCAACACUACCCGUACCCCCAGAGAGACAGAGUGGGGUUCUAUGUGCAUUUGUCAUCAUACACAUGGAUUUGUCCUGAGAGUGCCCAGAACUCCGCCAGUUUUUCUCUGCAACUUGUGUGUAGUUAUACUGACCAUUUGGGGAAUUUUUGUGGGGUCAACAAGGAAUCCCUGCCCUCACUUGUAUGGGGCAAGAACAGACUUGAACAUUUAGAUUACAAAAUGCAAAAAAAAAAAAAAAAAGGGAAAAGAGCAGAAGAGGCCACGUCCUCCUAACUCCAGACACCCACCCUUUAUCUAUAAGCCCCCACCUCUGCUGGAUUGGAAGAAGGCAUAUUUAUAUACAUAUAUAUAUAUAUAUAUAUAUAUAUAUAUAUAUAUAUAUAAUGUGUGUGCGUGUGUGUAUAUAUAAUUUAUAUAUGAUUAUAUAUAUAUAUAUUAUAUAUAUAUUUUGGCUGUGAUGGGAUAUUUGUCCCUGCUAUUCUAUUGUUUGUAAUGAUUUUUUUAAAGUUCUCUUCUGUGAUGGGCAGAGCUCGGGCUUUGCUCUGGUACUAUAUACAGUCUACCCACCAUGGCUACCAUUCUUGCUCUGGGUAAGGUCUGCUAUAUGUGGUUGAUCCAGUUGGCACCAAAUAUUUGGGAGCGUAUGGAGUGGGGUCUAGCUGCCUUUUUGCAGCUUGUCUAGUUGGAAAGUUUCCUCUACUGCUUGUUCUCGGUACUCUGACUCUUAUGGAAGACUGACAUAAUUUACAUUGAUGAUUUUAUAUGUGAUGACGAGUGGAAUCUAUCUUCCUUUACAUGUAGGAAUUCUUCGGAAAAAGCUUAGAAAACUGACGUGAGCCAAACUUUACUUUUUAAAUGGACACUAUAACCUUGUCUAGCUGUUCUAGAAGAAACUUCUCCUCUGACAAGCUACUACAUGGUACUCUGUGAUAGCUAGUAACUCCUUAAAUGCCUGCCGCCUCCCUUGGUGCAGUGUUGUGAUGCGGGCCUAUUUGCACAGGUCUGAGCCAUGCCCUUAAGUUUGUUUUAUGGUUGGAGAGCUUUUCACACUUUCCAAAUAAGUAGGUUUGUGGGAGUUCUGUUCUGGGGCUUGCACUGUUCUUAGUACCACGGAGGCAUGCUGAGGACCAGAGGAGGUGUCAGGUUCCAGGACCGACCACAGAAGCAGCCAAGAUAAAGAGAAAGUAAAGUGCGAGACAGGAGCAGAGUUUUAAUGGAUCUGACUCUUGUGUGUUUGCAUGAUGAUGAUGAUUUUUAUUUUUUUAAGGCUGUGUUGUGUUGCCGUGUGAAUUUUUUUUCAUGGUAACUUCUAUUUUUAAAUUAACGGGUAUAAAAUCCAUAUUUUUCAUUUCCGUUAGAAUCCUUUUAAUUUUUAGAUUGCAGUUCUGCUAAUUAAAAAAACAAAACCUUAACCUGGAUAUUUUUGAGCCUGGGAAGAAUGAGGACAGAAGGGCUUAAUUCUAAGGUUUUGGAGCAAUAUAGAGGUCCUUUUAUUGACCAUAAGCCCCUAUGCUCCAUACCUGUUCACAGAUAAUAAACUCUUAGCUAAAAUUCCAAUGUUCCAUGCUGCUGUGUUUGUAAAAUCGGAAUGUUUAGAGUUUCAAAACAGUCUCAUUUCUAGUAGAAGUAACAGGCAGUGGAGGUGUAGGGCAGUCGCCGUAGGUCUGCUGCAGGCAGCACAUGACUGAGGAACAGGGAUACUACUGUUAGAAUGUUGUAUGUAUGUUACACACAAUGUCGCUGACCAUUUUAGCAAGUGUUCUGUAAGAGAUGCUAUGAAGGUUGUCGGCUAUGCCUGAAGUGGCUACAAACCUGUCCGCAUGCGUUAUGUCACCUUAACACAACUUUCCUACAGGUAACAUUGUUAUCUGAACAGGGUGCAUGUUCUCUCAAGAUGGAUGUUUUUUUUAUGGAUACUGCCGUUCCAAGAUCCAUAUUUGGUGUGAAAUGUUUUUGUGGCUAGAGAACUGCUCGGACUGAAGAAGUGAACCAAAAAUUCCUUCUUGAUGCUCAGUGUGAAACUCAUCGCUCAGGGUCCAAUUUCCAGAGUAUGAUCACUCACAGGCUUGGUUCCGACACUGCAGGACACUGUACCUCCGUUUCUCUCCAGUGUGUGCUGGUAACCAGCUGGCAUUCAUAGUUUGUCCUGCACUGUCAAGUGGUUGAAGUGGGGGGGUCAUUCACUUUUAGGGCUAUGUAUUUGCUUACUAAUGAUGUGGCUUGAUGAAUCAUGGUGGCUAGAGAACAAUGGAAGUUGAAGCUUUGAAGUGGGGGGAAACUAGUGACAUUUCUAAAGUGAUUUAUUUUUAUUUGUUCCCCAGCUGCUACAUUGAGGAUUUUGCAAAGCGUUUCCUAUCCUCCUUGAUUUUUACUUUUAUUUAAUUGUUUCUACCCGCUUGCUAUCCACCAGCUUGAAUGGGAUGUGAAGAGGGCAUGUCAUGGUACGAAUUGUGUAAUGGAAUAAACAGCAGGCGGGGUGGCUGGUACCAAUGUGUGAUAAUACCUUUUUAUAUAUAUAUAUAUCUUUGUCCCUGCCUCUCCCCUCCCAAUUGUAAUUUACAGCAGAGCAGAAAAUGAAAUGGAAUCUGAUUGUUUAAAGAGAUGCUGAUAAACCCAGGAGGCACAUAUAUUUUUUAAUAAACGAAGUUGCAAUGA
Molecule: messenger RNA, 6056 nt
Organism: Pseudophryne corroboree (corroboree frog)
Lineage: Eukaryota; Metazoa; Chordata; Amphibia; Anura; Myobatrachidae
Gene: DLG3
Product: discs large MAGUK scaffold protein 3
Exons: 21
Coding region: 808-3366 (852 amino acids)
Biological process (GO): cell-cell adhesion; embryo development; chemical synaptic transmission
Cellular component (GO): plasma membrane; neuron projection; basolateral plasma membrane
Molecular function (GO): kinase binding
Source: RefSeq, a predicted model, not a curated record